AUGGGUCGGCUCGACCGGAGUGAUACCACGGCCUUACAGAAAACCGGCGUGAAAUACAACGCUGUGGUUACACAGCGUUGUGUUUCGCCGUGUGAAAGAGUGCCAUGUGCCUAUACAGACGAAAAAUGUCUUACAGAAAGUUGUGACCGAUCCUUUAAAAAGUUCAUAAAAGGCAAAAGUGGAGCAGAGUCUUCCGACCCAUUGCAUUUGGAUCCAAUUACGAUUGAUCUGCCUAAAAUGAAAUAUGGGACAAAAAACAAUUUCUUUUCGGGAAUGUCGAAUUGCCAUGUCGCGUUAACUCGAAUAUCAAUUGAGAACAGUAAAUUCCAGUACAAUAUCGCCUGCCCAAAUCUUACUAUGAAGACCGAUUAUGAUAUGGAAGGUCAAUUAAAUUCUAAGGAUAUUAACGAAACUGGAAACUGUGUAGUCAACUUUGACGAUUAUCUUCUAAGAUUUGAAGGAAACUAUGGCCAAUACAAUGGUGUGGAUAACAAGAUCCAUCUUCAGGUUAAAACCUACAAAUUCACACCUGAUAAUAAAGCAAGAGUACAUUACGAAUGUAAAAAACAUUCCAGUGACGAUAAACAAAAAUCUAAUGACUGGCGUGAUGCACACCAACAAGCCGCUAAGUAUUUACUGAUUAGCUUUAUGGAAAAAUAUAUGACAAACGUCAACCGAUUUUUGGAACGCACAUCGAAUGAAGAUCUGUUCUACCAGGAGUGA
This is a messenger RNA of Spodoptera exigua (beet armyworm), 723 nucleotides long. Lineage: Eukaryota; Metazoa; Arthropoda; Insecta; Lepidoptera; Noctuidae. The record is from the annotation of a GenBank genome assembly.